GUCUCUCGCUGCAGUCAGAGCUCCAGGUCUGGUUCUUCUCCUAAAGGCCCAGGCUGUGUGGCCCCGUGUCCUGCAGGUAUUGGGAGAUCCACAGCUAAGACACCGGGACCUCCUGGAAGCCAAAAAUGGGACCAUUGCAAUUUAGAGAUGUGGCCAUAGAAUUCUCUCUGGAGGAGUGGCAUUGCCUGGACACUGCACAGCGGAAUUUAUAUAGGAAUGUGAUGUUAGAGAACUACAGUAACCUGGUCUUCCUUGGUAUUACUGUUUCUAAGCCAGACCUGAUCACCUGUCUGGAGCAAGGAAGAAAACCUUUGACCAUGAAGAGAAAUGAGAUGAUAGCCAAACCCUCAGUAAUGUGUUCUCAUUUUGCCCAAGACCUUUGGCCAGAGCAGAGCAUGAAAGAUUCUUUCCAAAAAGUGGUACUGAGAAGAUAUGAAAAAUGUGAACAUGACAAUUUACAGUUAAAAAAAGGAUGUAUAAGUGUGGAUGAGUGUAAGGUGCACAAAGAAGGUUAUAAUGAACUUAACCAAUGUUUGACAACUACCCCAAGAAAAAUAUGUCAAUGUGAUAAAUAUGUGAAAGUCCUUCAUCAAUUUCCAAAUUCAAACGGACAAAAGAGAGGACAUACUGGGAAAAAACCUUUCAAAUAUAUAGAAUGUGGCAAAGCUUUUAAGCAGUUCUCAACUCUUACUACACAUAAGAAAAUUCAUACUGGAGGGAAACCCUACAAAUGUGAAGAAUGUGGCAAAGCCUUUAACCACUCUUGUAGCCUUACUAGACAUAAGAAAAUUCAUACUGGAGAGAAACCCUACAAAUGUGAAGAAUGUGGCAAAGCCUUUAAGCACUCCUCCACUCUUACUACACAUAAGAGAAAUCAUACUGGAGAGAAACCCUACAAGUGUGAUAAAUGUGGCAAAGCCUUUAUGUCAUCCUCAACCCUUAGUAAACAUGAGAUAAUUCAUACGGAAAAGAAACCCUACAAAUGUGAAGAAUGUGGCAAAGCCUUCAACCGGUCCUCAACCCUUACUACACAUAAGAUAAUUCAUACUGGAGAAAAACCCUACAAAUGUGAAGAAUGUGACAAAGCCUUUAAGUACUCCUAUACCCUUACUACACAUAAAAGAAUUCAUACUGAAGACAAACCCUACAAAUGUGAAGAAUGUGGCAAAGCCUUUAAGUACUCCUCUACCCUUACUACACAUAAGAGAAUUCAUACUGGAGAGAAACCCUACAAAUGUGAAGAAUGUGGCAAAGCCUUCAAGCGGUCUUCAGACCUUACUACGCAUAAGAUAAUUCAUACUGGAGAGAAACCCUACAAAUGUGAAGAAUGUGGCAAAGCUUUUAAGUACUCCUCUAACCUUACUACACAUAAGAAAAUUCAUACUGGAGAGAGACCCUACAAAUGUGAAGAAUGUGGCAAAGCCUUCAACCAGUCCUCAAUCCUUACUACACAUAGGAGAAUUCAUACUGGAGAGAAAUUCUACAAAUGUGAAGAAUGUGGCAAAGCUUUUAAGUGCUCCUCUAACCUUACUACACAUAAGAAAAUUCAUACUGGAGAGAGACCCUACAAAUGUGAAGAAUGUGGCAAAGCCUUCAACCAGUCCUCAAUCCUUACUACACAUGAGAGAAUCAUACUGGAGAGAAAUUCUACAAAUGUGAAGAAUGUGGCAAAGCCUUCAAGCGGUCCUCACACCUUACUACACAUAAGAUAAUUCAUACUGGAGAGAAAUUCUACAAAUGUGAAGAAUGUGACAAAGCUUUUAAGCAUUUCUCUAACCUUACUACACAUAAGAAAAUUCAUACUGGAAAAAAACCCUACAGAUGUGAAGAAUGUGGCAAAGCCUUUAAGCACUCCUCUAAACUUACUACACAUAAGAGAUUUCAUACUGGAGAGAAACCCUACAGAUGUGAAUAAUGUGGUAAAGCUUUUCACCUAUCCUCACACCUUACUGCACAUAAGAUAAUUCAUACUGGAGAGAAACCAUGUGAAUGUGAUGAAUGGGGAAAAUCUUUUAACCAGCCCUCAAUUUCUAACUAAGAAUUGAUAUGAAAUAUAAACUCUACAAAUAUAAAGAAUGUGACAGAUUUUUUAAGGAACUUCUCAACCUUUAUUACACAUAAUUCAUACUGGAAAGAAACCCUACAAGUGUGAAGAAUGUGGCAAAGCAUAUAACAAGUUCUGUCUUUUUUUUUUUUUUUUUGAGAUGGAGUUUCAACUCUUGUCACCCAGUCUGGUGUGCAAUAGCACAGUCUCGGCUCACUGCAACCUCCGCCUUCUGGGUUCAAUCCAUUCUCCUGCCUCAACCUCCCAAGUAAGGGGGAUUACAGGUGCCCACCCCCAUGCCCAGCUAACUUUUGUAUUUUUAGUAGAGACAAGGUUACACCAUGUUUGUCAGGCUGGUAUCCAACCCCUGACCUCACAUGAUCCACCCACCUCAGCCUCCUAAAGUGUUGCAAUUACAGGCAUGAGCCACCAUGCCUGGCCACAAGUUCUUACUAUUAAGAGACAUGGUGAUAAUUCAUUCUGAAGAGGAACUCUACAAACCUGAAAGAUGUGACAGUGCUUUUUUCAACACUUCCAUCCUUUCUAUACAUAAAAAAUUUAUACUAGUGUGAAACCCUAGAAAUAUAUAAAAUGUGAAACAGCCUUUAUAUGGUUGCCACAUUUGAUAGUAAGAUAAUUCAUACUGGCAAAAUUCCUACAAGCAUGAAGAAUGUGGCAAAACCUUUAAUCAAUGUGUACAUCUUAUUUUGCAGGAAAGCUAUUAUCCUUGAGAAAAAUUGUACAAAUAUAAAGAAUAUGGAAAACCCAUUAAUGCCUACUCACAUCUUACUCAACAUAAGAAGGUUCAUAGUUAAUGAAAGCAUUAAAAGUGCAAUUACUGUCAAAAAAUCUUUCAGAAAAUAUAAGCCUUUAAAGUGAAGAAGAGUAUUUAUUCUGAAGACAACCAUUACAAAUAUACAGGAGGUUUAUUACACACAUUUUGUACUAGAGGAAAAUCCUGAAGCAGUUGCUCAAGCUUUGCUCAACAUCAGAGAACUUAUAUUGGAGAAGGGUCCUGCAAAUGUAAUGAAUUUGGAAACACUUUAAAAAAAAAAAACUACAGCUUAGAAAACAGCAGAGUUUAUACUAAAAUAUAUUUUUGCAGAUGCAGUAAACAUGAAAAAAUAUUUAAUUCAAAAUUAAUUGUAUGUAAAUAUCAGAAUUUACAGAAUAACUAAGGCACUGACACUUCAGACAUUACAUUAAAUAAGAGUGUUGAGUAUAUAAAUGAAUUCACAACUAAAGUUGUUAAAUUUGUAUAUAAGUUUGUAUAAAUUAGUAUAUAACUUUAAAAGGAGAUUUUUUGAAGCUUUGUAUUUACAUUGAAAGUAUAUUUGUUUCCUUGAAAACAAUUUUUUUGAAAAGUGAAUGAUGUAAUACAGCUUUCAAAUUAUGCUGUUACUUUAUUAUAUUCACGUGAAAGUAUGUGAUCAAUUGUUGCUGCAUCAGAGAUAUUAGAGAUUCUUUAUGAGUUGGGCAUUCUUUAUGACCUUUUCUAUAAAACAGUAAGGACAUUAAAAUGUAAGAUGCAUGACGAAAAUAUAAGUGGAGAGGCUCAUUGUAGUUAACCUAUAUUAAGUAAUGUUUAAGGUAGGUGUUCAGAGUAAUACUUUUCUACAUUAUACUGAGAGAAAGAAAUUAUAAAUUAAAGUAUAUCAAUUAUUUUACUAAUUUUACUGUUACGUAAUAAAAUGCAAUAUAUUUAAAAAUUGUUAGAUGAUGUGUGAACUUAACUUAUAUUUUAUUUACUUACUUAACUUUUCUUUUGAGAUGGAGUCUUGCUCUGUCACCCAGGCUGGAGGGCAGCAGUGCAGUCUCAGCACAAUGACUGCAACCUCCACCUCCCAAGUUCAAGAAAUUCUCCUGCCUCAGCCUCCCGAGUAGUGGGGACUACAGGUGCGUGACACCACGCCUGGCUAAUUUUUAUAUUUUUAAUAGACAUGGGGUUUCCCCAUAUUGGUCAGGCUAGUCUCAAACUCCUGAGCUCAAGCGAUCCACCCACCUCAGGCUCUCAAAGUGUUGGGAUUAUAGGUGUGAGCCAAUAUGUCCAGCCUAAUUUUAUUUUAUUUUUUACCAUCUUAAAACUAUUGUGCAUUUAAUGAAGCAUUAUUAUGCCACUAACUUUAACCUAUCCGGCCUUACUCAAAUGGUGUAAGCAAAAGAUGGAAGAAGUAUACUAUUUGGUAUGUAGUGGAAUGUCAUCACUAGUAAUCACUUUGCCAGUAAACUGCAAAUGAAGAAUAUUGUUCCCGUUAGUUAAAUUUUUAAUCUUUUUUCUUAAUUUAUUAUUACUAUCUGUGAGUAUAUAGUAUGUGUAUAUAUGUCUUAUAGAGAAUAUUUUGAUUCAGGCAUACAAUAUGUAGUAAUUACAUUAGGGUAAAUAAGGUAUCUGUCACCUCUAGCAUUUAUCCUUUCUAAUCCAAACAGUGUAAUUAUACACUUUUAGUUACUUUUAAAUGUCCAAUUAAAUUGUAAUUGACUACAGGGUGAUUUUUAUGGUCAUAAUAAAAAUUAUACAGAAAUAUAAAUAGAAUAUGGGCUGGACGCAGUGGCUCAUGCCUGUAAUCCCAGCACUUUGGUAGGCGACGUCGGGCAGAUCAUGAGGUCAGGAGUUCAAGACCAGCCUGACCAACAUUGUGAAACUCUCUACUAAAACAACAAAAAUUAGUUGGGCAUGGUGGUGCACCCGUAUUCCUAGCUACUCGGGAAGCUGAGGCAGGAGAAUGGCUUGAACCUGGGAGGUGGAGGUUUCAGUGAGCUGAGAUAGCACCACUGCACUCCAGCCUGGGUGACAGACGGACACUCCAUCUCAAAAAGAAAGAAAAAAGCCAGGACAGUGGCUUACACCUGUAAUCCCAGCACUUUGGGAGGCCCAGGCAGGUGGAUCAUGAGGUCAGGAGAUCAAGACCAUCCUGGCUAACACGUUGAAACCCUGUCUCUACUAAAAAUAAAUUAGCUGGGCGUGGUGGUGGGCGCCUGUAGUCCCAGCUACUCCAGAGGCUGAGGCGGGAGAAUGGUGUAACCCAGGAGGCAGAGGUUGCAGUGAGCCGAGAUCGUGCCACUGCACUCCAGCCUGGGCAACAGAGCAAGACUCCGUCACAAAAAAAAAAAGAAAAAAUACGGCCAUGUGCAGUGCCUCAUGCCUAUUAUCCCAGCAAUUUCGGAGGCUGAGGCAGGUGUGUUGCUUGAGCUCAGGAGUUCAAGACCAGCCUCGCCAAUGUGGUGAAACCCUGUCUCUACUAAAAAUAGAAAAAUUAGCCAGUCAUGGUGGCGCACACCUGGAGGCUGAGGUAGGAGAAUCACUUGAACUUGGGAGGUGGAGAUUGCAGUGAGCCAAGAUUGUGCUGCUGCACUCCAGCCUGGGUGACAGAGUGAUGAGACUCCUCAAAGGAAAAAAAAUUACAUUUCUGAGUCCUGAAAAAUUAUUAAUAAAUAUUUGUUAUAUAGUUUCUUUGAACAUGUGGUCACUCUGCCUGCAAACGUAAAGACUUUUAAUUUUCAUAGAGUGAAAUAUACACAUAUUCCUCUGAAGAUAAACCUUAGGUGUAAGAAAAUUAUGAAAUGAGUGUUUGGUAAAUAUGCAUUUGUACAUAUUUUCAGAAGAAAACGCAAUUAUUGGAACAAAAUAAGUUUUUAGGUGAUUAAUGGAAAACUAAACACCUUGAAUAUGCUGAAAGCAAAUGUAUACUUUCUGCUUUGUAUGGAAUUUAUUAAUAUAAAAUUUUAUGGCUUAUGGCUCGGAUUCUCCCCAGAAUCCGUGUAUUAAAGCACAGGCAACUUUGUCUCCAGAAAUAACACUCUUGAGUACAACAAUAAAAGCCCUCUUCAAACACACUCAAAAAAUUAUUUUUAACGCUUAUUUUAAUAAAAAUUUAACCAAAAUUGAAUAAUUGGAUACAUUUUUAUUGUUCUAUGUGUGUGUGAAUGUAUAAAAUGACACAUAAAGGAAUAAUAAUUUAAGCCAGAAAAAAAGAUGUUAGUUAAUAUUUGUAAUGAAUAAAACUGGAAAGUAGUUAUUA
Molecule: messenger RNA, 6063 nt
Organism: Homo sapiens (human)
Lineage: Eukaryota; Metazoa; Chordata; Mammalia; Primates; Hominidae
Gene: ZNF626
Product: zinc finger protein 626
Exons: 4
Coding region: 126-1712 (528 amino acids)
Biological process (GO): regulation of DNA-templated transcription; regulation of transcription by RNA polymerase II
Cellular component (GO): nucleus
Source: RefSeq, marked validated